This is a messenger RNA of Anneissia japonica, 5829 nucleotides long. RefSeq names its product protein arginine N-methyltransferase 6-like. NCBI's taxonomy places the organism in Eukaryota, Metazoa, Echinodermata, Crinoidea, Comatulida, Comatulidae. Gene Ontology annotation, molecular function: protein-arginine N-methyltransferase activity. The transcript is spliced from 9 exons. Gene Ontology annotation, biological process: peptidyl-arginine methylation. The coding region runs from base 1 to 891 and encodes 296 amino acids. The record is from RefSeq and is a predicted model, not a curated record.
AUGCGCUGUAAGCUCGCAGAAGUAAGGUCAAGUUCAACAUCUGUUGGUAUUCUGAGUUGUUUUUGUGUUCAAGCUGGUGCAAAGAAAGUGUAUGCCAUUGAGGCAAGUUCAAUUGCCAACCGUUGUGAAGAAGUGAUAAAAGCCAACCGCAUGGAGAGCAAGAUUCAAGUGAUCAAUCAAAGAGUUGAAGAUGUUGUUCUUCCAGAAAAGGUAGAUGUUAUUGUCAGUGAGUGGAUGGGCUAUUUUCUGCUGUAUGAGUCAAUGUUAAACUCUGUGGUCUAUGCACGUGAGCAUUGGCUAAAAGAGGGAGGUAUUAUGCUGCCCUCUAUUGCCAGUAUCUACAUGGCUCCAGUCACAGACGAGGAAACAUUAGACGAGACAACUUCCUUGUGGGAAUCAACAAAAAAAGUAUAUGGAGUGGAUAUGUCAUGUCUUGUCCCAUAUGCCCGCAAACUGCUUACUCGAAGUGUUCAUGUUGAAGUCUUUCCACCAAAAAACUUGAUAGGUUUUGCAGAAAAAGUUAUAGAGUUGGACUUAAGUAGAAUAACCCAAAAAGAUCUGGAGCAUGUUAAAGGGAAGUUCAUGUUUAAAGCAAUUGGAGAGACAACACUUAAUGGUUUUGUUGCCUGGUUUACUGUUCAGUUUGACUGUGCUAAUAAAGGUUUAAUUGAGCUGUCAACAUCACCUUAUAAACACCCAACCCAUUGGCGGCAGUGUGUGGUCUACUUAAAUGAGGCAGAAGAUGUACAACAGGACACAACGAUACAAGGAACAGUAACACUUUCACCAAAUAAAGAAGUGAAUAGAUUUUUGGAAGUUGAAAUAAAGUGUAAAGUUGGUGAUGGUGAUAGCAAGCCAUACAGCUAUAUUAUGGAUGAUAGACCUAGCUGAACUAAUCCCUUUGUUUUUUGCCAAAUCGAUUCAAUGAAUAUGUAUCUGACUCUGAUUUUAUUAUGUUUUAUGGAUUCACAGAUUUACAAUUCAGGUACACAAAAGCAACAAUAUUUAUAUCUGAGGUAUGCUAACAAUAGAUGGCUCUCGCUAGGAGGAAUGUAGAUUGUGUGUUUGAAUUGAUAGCGUUCAGUAUAGAAAAAUGUUAUAGAGGCUAGAACACGUUAUAUCGUCAUUGCGGACUUAUACAAUCUGCAUACGCCUUAAAACUAAAAGAAAAUACAUACGUUUAGAGUCCGUACUGAGCCCAAAAAAUCCGCAAUGAAAAUAUAACGUGUUCUAGACAUUGGUAGAUCUGCAGGUGGGUGUGGUGUACAGUAUAUUUUAAAACAUGAGCGGCGUGAUAUUCGUUACACCUACAGAAAAAUGACUGCUCAAUGACCUAUGUAUGACAAAGAAUGUAGAUGGAUUGCAGAAAUGGGAGCUUCCAAAGGGCAGACUACUACUGAAAUAAACUCUAGGUUGCAUCAGUCUGGUGUAAGAAGAGCAUGAUAUGCAGUAUCAUCUGCACUAUUCCCUCAAUAUUCCAAUCUUGUUGUGAGGGGCUUAUAUGUAAUUUAAAUUUUAGAGGCUCUCUAAAUUACUCAUCUAUUUUUAGUCCAUAACUCACUCCCCCACCAAAUAGUCCCCCACUAAAUAAAAUGUCUCGUCAUUUCCUUCGGGUACUACACUUAAACAAACUGAAAGAAAUUAAAGCUAAGUAAGGAUAAACACGGUCCCUCUCUAAAUUAGAGUGUUAGCACCUGCUCAAAAUUCAUAUUAGCAUGCAUAUAGCUUUGAAUUUGGUCAGCAAAUCCUUUCAAUCAUUAAAAGACAUUAAAGUUCAGAUAAAAUUGUAUUAAUUUCAGAACCAGUGUCUAUUUUAAAGAAAAACCAUGUUUGACCGGACAUUCCUGGAAACAACCCUUGCAAGCUUCUCUCGUUCUAGUUCAUAUAUUGUUCUUUUAUUGAUUUCUGAGGUCACAACUGUCGCUGUCAUCAUCGCCUUCCACUAGAAUCCCAUGAUCUGUUUCUCCAUGCCUUUUCUUCUGAAUGCUUUUGUAAAGUCUCCUUUGGGGUUGCAUAUAUAUAGUUCAAUGUACUACAUGUAUUGUGGGGCAAUUGGCAACACUUUUGUACAUGUUAUAGUCGAGGGGCUCCAAAGGGGCUCUGAACACACUCUUGCACCCCCUGUUUUAUACCUGUCAUUAUUUUUUUCAGUUACCUACAAGAGACACGUUGUUAGUCAAGAAAUUUCUGGUUGCCAGUACCAGUAAUCCGAUAUCAAAGAUGGGAACCAUAUAGCUAAAUUAUGCUAUUUUAAUGUGGGAUAUUUUGGGGGUAUGGUUUGGUUAUAACAUCAAAAUGUCUAGUACAAUGUACAAAUAUUAAUAUAUUUGACACCAAAAUGUUUCAAUUAACAUUUGAUUAUGUAUCCGUUGAUGCAGUGUAAGGUCAAAGGUCAAACUAAAACAUUCAAAUAAUGCUUUAUCGUACAGCAAUUUAUUACUCAUCCAUUAACAAAACAAAACUGAACAACAAAGAUAAAUUUAAUAUAUAUCUUUACUGUUGAGUAAAUUAUUCCAUAAAAAAAAUGUUACCUGCCAUAUUCUGCAAAAAUGGACAUUUUUCAUAUACAGUAUUUGACAUUAGAUAUUUUGGUAUCAAAGAACUAAUGGUUGCCAUCUGUGAGGAUCAUGUCAGCUUUGAAGCAAUAAAAGAAAACAACAACCAUUAAAUUACUCAGCAGAAAUAUAUUCAAUGAUAACCAUUCCUACUAAACUAAGUCACAUUGCCAAAACCAAGAAAAUCACAGUUGACAUGUUAUCGAUAACUUGCAACAUCUAUUCUACAAUUACUCCCCUAACCACAACGCACAGCGCAUUUCCGAAUUAAUGGUCAUUGCCUUAAGGAUUCAUGUACCAUCACCCCUGUACCUCGAACAGCCUUCACCUCUUCUACUACUCCUGUUCAAACACACUACUUUCCAGCCUUCCACAAUUCUGUGUGCUAUGUAUGACUGUCACUAAUACCCUAACCACGCCUUAUUCUCAAUAUUGCAUUUAAGCACUUUACCACCCCAACAACUAGCUGUUCAUUAACGCAUGGAAUCCAAUACCCUUUCUCUCUUGCACAAGUUCUGGUAUUUCAGUUACUGGUGUUUAGCCAUUGAAACCCACAAUCAUAUAGGCUACGUACAAUUCCAGUGGUUUACUCAUUAAUUUAUAUGUCCACUAACCAUAACCAGGACAUUCGAGUUGUGGUCAUAAGUAACAAUUCAACACCCCUAACAUUCUAAUUUAACGUAAUUUAACGUAAUGUAGCGGUAUGUCAUAAUAUACAAUGUUCCGCAUAUACGGUCAUGUUGUUUAGUUAUCAAUGUUCGUUUCUAUCACACGUGCAAUACAGUUAGUGUUCAAAAGUUCUUGUUCUCUGUAUCGGUCUUGGCCUGCACGCUAUCCUACAAAAUAAAGUUCAUUAUCCAACCUUGUUUUGUUGUUCCGAUUGCAAUCCGAUAGCAAAGCAUUUACCAAUCCACUUGACUAAAGGAAGUGUUCCACAGCCUGGCUUGAUAAAUGGUCCAAAUGUUUUUGGUACUUUCAGUUCCAAUAUCCAGUUGUUGCACAACUUGUGGUGUGCCACCUUGGUUUAUCCAGUACCUACAAAAGACUUGGCCACUUGCAUAUAUUCGAACACCAUAACGUUUAAGCUUUAAGUCCAUCGCACUUAAACUUGUAACACGUUUCAUAGUUUGUGACAAUAAUUUUCUUCCCUUGAUUUUGGUAUACAUACAUCUGUUUGCCACUCAUUAUCAUAUGACCAUAGCUGUUUCAUAUUCGAUAGGAAGUUUUUGAAGUCUGAUGGAGUUUUUAGUAAAACCUCAACUCCCAUUCCCCUUCAUCUUCGCUCAAUGGAUUUGCAUGAUAUUGAUCACAGAUAAUAUCUACUCUGUCACUUUUUGGAAGGUAAUUGAAAAUUAGAAGGCAUAGGUGUUCAAAUGUAUCAGUUAUUUUUGAUAAAUACGGGAUGAAACUGUCAAUAACUCUUCUUGCACCGAAAAAAAAAAAGAAUGUUUAUUUUCCUAACCUCCAUAGGGUCUUAGAAUCCCUAUCCCUAUGAUUGGUAGGAUUGGAAUCUUCUUUAUGAAUUCUUUAUUGGCUCCUAAAAGUUCAUCUAAAAUAGUGGUGAUGAUCGACUUCUUGUGGUAAAAUAGUCUCUGAAGUGAGUGCAUGAUGCAACAGUUUUAGUUUAAUUGCAAGCUUGAAGUCGUGUGAGUUCCAAAGUUCUUUACUAAGAUGAGAAACAACAAAUCGAACCCUAUGCAUAGGCCUAGAUAGCUAGUAGUGGUACGUCCAUGUUAUUGUUAUUGAUGAACAAUGGGUAACUUACGUGGUCCGUUACACAGAAAACAACAAGGAACAGCGCCAUGAUCGUGACGAGAUUCCGGAAUGUGACAGUGGUAAGGGUAACAAGGUGUUUUCCAGCCCAUUUUGCUUGGCAGGCUGCACACAUAAGGUUUUUAAUUUAAUCUCUCAGGCUGCCAAAAAAAAAGUCGCUUUAAAACUUUAUCCACCUGUGGCCUAGACAAACACUGCUGGAACAUGGAAAUUAGCUUCUUUAAAUAGAGGUACGAGUAACUGCACAAAUUAGGAGAUAGUAUUCAAUAUUAUAGGUGGACAUUUGCUGUUAAAAAUUUAUUUUGAAUCAUAGCAAAUGAGAUUUCUCGGAGGUAUUAUAGCCACGUAUAUACGAUUACGCUACUAGUAAAUGAAAGUGGUGGCGAUUACGCCACCAGUAAACGAAAGUGCUGCUGCUUAUUUUUUUUUUAAAUACAAAGUAUUUUUUAUUUUUUAUUUCCAAAAACAAAAGAAAUCCCGUGCUCAAGGACACACAAAAGGCACUUAAAAAGAAGAACAGCGAUUGUCCGAAAAAGUUAGUCACUCAGUAUAAAAAAGAAAAAAAAAAAAGAAAAAGGAAAACCUUCAGAGGUUUUCAUUUUUUUUUUAUACAAAUAAAUAAACCCCCAGGCAUUUCAGAUAAAUUCAAGUAUUUUAUUUCAUUUAUCAGUGAACUUGUACAUAGUAUUUCUCUCCAACCAUCAUGAUUGUACACCUGUUUCCAUAAAAACAGAGGACACCUUGUUUUUUUUUUCGUCGUACCUGAACAACCAUCGUUAUUCAACUAACACAUAAACAAUCCCAUAAAUUUACAACCUUCUUAUAAACCUAAAUUUUACAACUUCUUAUAAACCUAAACUUUACAAAUUCCUUUUCAUUUUUUUGUUGUUGAUACAAAUAGAUAAACCCCCAGGCAAUUUAGAUAAUUUCAACUAUUUUAUUUCAUUUAUCGGUGAACUUACACAUAGUAUUUCUCUCCAUGGCGAUAUUUCACUAUUUCAAUAAUUCAUGGCACUUGAAAAAUUAAUUUAAGCACAAUUUUGAAAUAUUGAAAGCCAGCAGAAAAAAAAAUCCAAUUCGGCUCCCUAAAGUAAUUUUUAACAGCAAAUCAGAUUUAAGAAAAUUAACCCCGAAAAAUAAUUGAUUUGUAAUCUAAUACGAAUUUAUGUUGUAUUGCCUCAUUCCACCAAAUUUGAAAACUUGUCCCUAUUAGUUUUACUCUAUCACAGUUAAACAAAAGAUGUGUCAUUGUUUCACUAUGCAUUUUACCGAGUGAACUAACAGCAUUAUUCAAAAUUUCAUACCAAAAAGUCCUGUAUUUGUUAUAAGGCAAUUUGUGUUGAUUUUAUACUGAAAAAACCUGGGUAUUUGUAUCUUGACUGCACUUGCAAGGUAAAGAAUAGAUAUGAAUUCACUUAUAUUCAUAUAUGAUAAAUUCACUACCAUAUUUUAAUUAGGCAGUUGGUGGUUCAAUAAAUCUACAAAUUAAUAUUUGAUAUAA